Messenger RNA from Sardina pilchardus (European sardine), 4379 nucleotides. RefSeq names its product carcinoembryonic antigen-related cell adhesion molecule 5-like. The coding region runs from base 1776 to 2837 and encodes 353 amino acids. Lineage: Eukaryota; Metazoa; Chordata; Actinopteri; Clupeiformes; Clupeidae. The record is from RefSeq and is a predicted model, not a curated record. The transcript has 6 exons.
CCCUGUGUGCUUACUGGCAUAGUGUGCACAUUUUAACAGAAUAGUGUCGUCUCAUAUCAAACGCUAACCUCCGUGCACUUCACGGAAAUGACGAUCGUAACGUUUAAAUAUGUUUUUAUUGGUGUCCUCAAUUCCACCGUGACAUGGUCGUACUGUGUCAAAACAUGAACAGUUUAUGUUGUAACUUGCUUGUACCUCUGUAAAGUGUGUUUUCCACCGCUGCUGCUUCAGAUUUCUCUACCGCGAUUUCUACGAGUUUGAAAAUACUCCCUCCCCUUCCGUUAUUUAGCCAACAUGGCGUCCGUUGAGGGCGAGAAGUGUCCAGCGUUCCACACUCAACUUUUUGACCGUUAUGAGUGCACCAUCCGGGGACUUGCAGUGCCCUUCGUAUCGUUCGAAAUUUCAGUGUAAACGCCCUCACGCACUCAAAUUAAGUAUUUUAAGUGCAGAAGUGCGCGGUUUGAGACACAGUGUAGGUGUCUACACAUAAAACGAAGCACCAACAACUUGGUUCACGAACCCGAAUAAAAUAAGACUGUUAUGAAGACUUAAUUAGGCCCACCCCUUCCUGCUCCUCAUGAAGGAAAGUCCGUGAUUAUUACUGCGUUCAUGCACCUCGGACCUUCGGAAAUUUCUGACCUCCGAUAGCGGAAAAAUGACAUGAACGCUAGGUCGGGUUGGAUUUUUUGCUCGGAGACUCGUGCGGAAGUUUUGUGCCCCGAGGUGUCCGACUUGACGUCACUAUCACAUUCUCCAACCACGACGGCCUCCCUUGCAACAACAAAUGAGGUGAAUUUCACUGUCAUUACGAAUAGGCUAGGUAAUUUGUCACUAAAUUAACAACACAGGUAGAAACACUCGCCCAAGACAUUUUCCUUCUUGCUCAACCAUACUAAGCAGUUGUAAUAACGUUUAUGCGUUUCCUGUAUUUAUUUUCCGAACUGAUCUCAUGAACACACUUUUUUCGGAGGUCGGGACUUUUUAAAGGCGGGUCCUCCGAGGUUCCGAGCAGCAUGAACGCAGUAUAUCAUACAACGCUCCAGUGUGAGAUCUCGCGUGACGUUUCUGCUUCAGAUAGGGUUGCGGUCUCGAACUAAUUCUAACUGUACAAACUAUUCCAACGUUUACAGACUGAUUGGUGCUUCGUUUAAUGUGUAGACACCUAGAGCAAGUUGCUGACGAGGUUUGGCGCUGUUUUGAGCAAUGUUAGUGGCUUAAAAAUGCGAAUUUGUACUAACCCACUGUUUGCUAUUUUGGGCUGGAGCUCUUGAUCGUGCUAGCUCGGUAGGCUACUGCGUGAUCAACGGAAAAUGCUUCUUCCGUGGCUGAUGUAUUUUCAUUCAGAAAAACACGUUUUUUUAAAAAAUUUCUGCCAAACUUAAGCUUUAAUUAGUAACUUAUAAUGACUAACAAAUGGCUAGUAUGCUAUAUACAUGUUAGUAAGCAUCUAAUUAAUGGUGUUUCUUAAUAUAAAGUGUUACCCUAACAUUCACAUUCCAAAUGUUUUUUGAUAAUCCUCCCAGGUCUUAAAACCUUCUACACAGCAUCUGAAAUGUGGUAUUAAUAAACUUGCCUUGCAUGGUCUUGCUUGGACUUGUCUUGACAAUUGUUGUGAUACGCCUCCGGUAGAGUAUUAACCUGUAAAACACAUUUGUUCAGUAAGACAGGAAACAGGCCCUGUCCAUUAGGCCUAUUGUGCAAUGAUCUAGUAGGCCUAUAAAUUCCUGAAUGUGAACAGGCAUUUGCAGAGAUCUCAGCGCUAUCAGAGAGGGAAGAUGGCCUUGAUUCUUCAUGCUACUCUGGCUAUUGCCCUGCUGACAGGGCUGGGUUCCGGUCAACAGCGGUCCUUAUUACCUGUUGGCUCCACCAAGAGAGCUGUGGGGGACACCAUGAAAUUCAACACAGUCAACCCGCCAGUCCCUGGUUUUACAGAGAUCGCCUGGAGGUUUCAAGGGAGCCCCGUUAUCACCCACCUGGGGGGCAGUGACACCUUUGGGUCUAACUACUCUGGCCGUGUCCAGCUAGACACGCGGACUGGCUCCCUGGAGCUGCACAAUCUAACUCUGCAAGACUCUGGGGAGUACACAAUCACCAUCAGGCUUGCAGGAGGCGCAGAGCUUAGUGGGAGAACGAACCUGACAGUCCUGAAUCCUGUCUCUCUCUCAAUCGUGGCCAAUGCAACAGAGCUGAUUGAAUUCCACGGCACCGUGAAAGUCACCUGCAUUGUCUCUGGCUCCUUCUUCACCAUGAAAUUCACUGGCGAAGGAGGCAAUUCGUCAACCUUCUACCAAGGCCUCGAUGGGAGAGCGGAGAACUACAGAAUCAGGGAGGCAUACCGUAGAAUGAAGCCUUUCGUAUGUGAGGCCUCCAAUGAUGUGACUCCGGUGGUCGUUAGGCAACUGGCUGUCAACGUACUCUAUGGACCAGAUGAGGCGGUCAUAGUGGCUUCACCAAAGGGCCCGUCCUAUCGCCCUGGCUCUGACAUCACCCUGUUCUGCUCCUCUGAGUCCAACCCUGCUGCCCAGGUCCAGUGGGCUCUGAACGGAACCCUGCUGGGCAGAGAGGGACCAGAACUCAGACUGGACAACGUUCAGACCAGUCAGAGUGGUGCCUACAGCUGCUGCGCUAGCAACAGCAAAACCGGAAGAAAAAUGGAGUCAAACACAUUUCUUAUCACAGUGUCAAGUUCAGGCUUGAGUGGGGGAGCCAUUGCUGGUAUAGUGAUUGGAUCAUUGCUAGCUGCAGCUGCCUUGAUCGCUAUCGGACUAGUUCUGCUGGGCUUCAGGUUCAGACCAGUGAAGGGAUGCUACAGAAGGACUUCUACGGGGACUGAUUGAAUCUAAAGAGGCCUUGUAUUUUACAUUGUUUGUGGAAGGACUGUGAGGGACUAUCAAUGAAGGGUAGAGGUGUAGUGGUAAAAUAAGAGUUGGGUAAACUAUGCAUUUUGUGAUCACAGUAAGGUGGACUGGUAUCAGAUUUUUAAAAAAGGCCUUCAGAACCUUUUUGGUGAUGGUGGAGGUUAUCAUCUAUAACAAUACCAAUGGUAUUAAAUGUAAAAAACAUCUUGCAAUGACUCCUCCAGGGUUCUGUAGUGUUUACUUGCCUCCAUUACAUCCCUGAUGAAGGAGUUUUAAGUUAAUUUAACUUUUUAUGUCUCGAAGUGUAAAUGAAUGGCAUAUUUGUUAUCUGUUUUAUAUUGUAUAGGCAGUACUUUGGAGUAUGUGCUAGGCAAGGCUAUGUAGUGACAACUAAUGCAAGAGCUGAGGCUGAGGGGUGUUUCACAAAACCUAGAUAAGGGAUUAAGCCGGGAUUUUUUGGUUAUCCUGGAUGAACUUACCCUUGACUCGGUUUCACAAAAGAGAUGCUACAUAAGUUGCCAUGGGAAUUUAUUCUCUGAAGCUAGCCUGCUCCCGACCAGGCUAACAGCCAAGAUAAGUUAAUUCUAAUGGUAAUUACAUUAUCUGAUUGGUUCAGCUAGCUGUCAUUCAAAUCAGACCUGCAUGCGAUUUUUGAAAGGGUUGUAUUCCAUUUAUAUACUAUUUGCUACUUGCAUUUACUCGCAAAACACAACAGAAUGUCUGCCCAAUACCAUUUAGAUAUCAUUUAAAUUAUGGUGGCCUUAUAAUUAAUUACAAAAUCGUUGUUUGCAUCUUUUUUUGACUGACGUUUGAUGAAUAGCCUACUGUAGUAGUUGAUUGGAAGUGGAGGGGACAUAUUUCGAAGGUGUUUUCAACUAAUUUGGUUUAAAGACAGAAUAAAGUCAUACUUUGUGCAUCUUUGCGGAGGCAAGCGCUUUCUUAAUGACGUUGCGUGCCGAGACAAGGAAGCUCUCACACGUGGGUGCAUACGUAAAUUUGCAUUCAGUUGGUCUGACACACCUACUCCCACUAUGUAACAGAAAUAAUCAUGAUUCCCCAUCCAAAAAAGUAAAACUUUACCUCGUUGUUGUCUAUAUCAAAAGCGGUUGUUAACUUUGUGUGCAAGACGCUAUUUUUUGCGUCUUUUUUAUUCCAACCGUGAGCUAUUUGGGGGAGAAACGAGAACGCGCACACAUCCCGAAUAUCUUACACCUGGCUUGACAUAGACGCUCCUGUUCAUCCUGGAUUGGCGUUAGUGAAACGGGUUUAGCAAGGAUGACUAGAGAAAGCUAUGUCAAACCUGGCUUUAUCGAUUAUCUUGGAUGUCUUAAUUCUGCUUUUGUGAAAUACCCCUCUGGUAUCCUAUGUAUUUAUUUACAUUUGUAAUCUUGGAAAAACUGUAUCCACAGUUCAGCUACAUUAUGCAUUUCUUGUCUACAAGUAUGAGACUGAAACAUGAACAUGUUCAAUAAAUGCCUCUGACUGAGAGGGCUGCACAUUAAAGUUGUGAUAGGAAACAUG